Molecule: messenger RNA, 147 nt
Organism: Ectocarpus sp. CCAP 1310/34
Lineage: Eukaryota; Phaeophyceae; Ectocarpales; Ectocarpaceae
Source: the annotation of a GenBank genome assembly
AUGGAUGUGCACGCAGCUGCCUUGAAUGGUGAUGUAGAAGAUGUUCGCCGGUAUAUCGCGGGCUCGGGUGAUCCGAACAUUCUCAACGAUGCUGGUAUAACGCCGCUGCACAGGUACGGUUGGAACGACUAUCAGGGCCCAGAGUAG